Molecule: messenger RNA, 3023 nt
Organism: Dicentrarchus labrax (European seabass)
Lineage: Eukaryota; Metazoa; Chordata; Actinopteri; Moronidae
Gene: rpz5
Product: rapunzel 5
Exons: 2
Coding region: 319-1500 (393 amino acids)
Source: RefSeq, a predicted model, not a curated record
GAAGUAAAACUGAGUCCUCUGGGGGAUGUGGUCUUGUAAAGGACUUACGUAUGUGGCCUCUAUAAAAGCUCUGUAGCAAAGCAUAUCACGCUGAAAGGGGAGACCAGUGUUUGAUCAAGUGCUGUGUGGGACUCGCCUUUUUUUCUUCUCACAAAAAUAAAUUUCACUUUUUGUGCUAAAAGAAGACAGAGUUUUCUUUUUUGGUUUUACAAGGGACGAUAUUUUCAAGCACAAACCAAGAUAAUUACUCAGCACCAGCAAAGUCUCUGGCUGUGGAAAUCAAAUUAGAUUAGUUAGUGUGAAAUACAAAAUACAAAGAUGAACAGUGUGGCAGAUUGGCUUGUGGAGAACAGGGACAAGAUUGAGAAAGGUGUGGAGAUCAUGGGGCAAGCCUCUGAGGUGCUCGCCGCCACGGUGGGCCAGCUUCAUCCUGUCUUGGAAGCUGUGUUCGUUGCUUCUGCCGAGAUACUCAGCAAUCCGGAUGGCAAAGAGGCUCGCUACUUGACUAAGCAAUUCGAACUGGUCAACCAGCAACUUGAGGGAAUCCAAGAUGAGAUCGAUAAAAUUGCCCUGGAGCUGCAGAAGACGUCGAUGAACAAGCAGAACUUCGAUCGAGAGGCGCAGAUUCUCAGCCAGUACGAAAAGUUCCAGGACUUUGUCAACGCCAAGCCAAAGUUCAAAGAGAAGAAGAUGGAGAAGUUCAUCAGCCAUUACGAGAACACUGAUGCCGAUUUGAACUUGGAUGCCCUCUACAAUUCUGUCACUGGGAAGAACACCUCAGGAGACCCUAUGCUGGAAACAGUACUCACCACUGAGCAGAGAAGCAGGAGGGCAGUUGAGGAUUUCUGCGCCCGGCUGAAAAAGCUCUUUGUGGUGGGUAUUAUUGCCGUCAUGGGCCAUGCCGCCCUCAAGGAAGGGGCGGUGGGAGAGGAGAUGGUGAAAAAGUGGCAGGAACGGAUGGAGGAUGUGGAGAAACGAAUGAAAGCGGCUGUGGAUGACUGUACAGAGAACUUUGCCGAUCAAGCCAAGCUGGACAUGGAGCAUCUUCUUCAGGAGAAUCCCGGCACCGUCAACCAAGACUUCACCAAAACCCUUCUGGAUUCACUUGAAAAGAAAUACGACUGGGUGAACUGGUCCAUCAGAGCUUUUAGCGACAGGGAGCGCAUUUUCUUUUUCAACUGGCUGGCAGGAAAGAAGUACCACGGAAGUGGAGGAGCCAACUGGUUUGACAUUUUGACCAAGAACAAGAUCAAAGUGGUGGUCUCUUUCUGUGUUAACCCCAAGCCCAUUAACAAGAGUCAGAUCCAGGAGCAGAUUGAGAGCCAGAAGCUGAAGGGGAACAUGAUGGGAGUGGCUCUGUCGUUGAACAAGAGCUUCCCCAACUGCCUAGUCCAUGCUGUUAGCCAUUACAAGGAGGUGGUGGAGAUCAACAACUUCCAUGAGGAUUGUUACUACUAUGGGAAACACAAAAGAGCCUACCUGUGUAUCCACCCCGAGUAGCUGCACACGGGAAGAAGUGAACAACAAAUCAAUUUCAUGAAUGUCUUUCCCAGAGAACUGGAAAUAUUUCCAUUAAAUAUAGAAAUGUAUUCAUAAAUAUUGUCUGCGCUGAUGCAUAAUCCGCUAUGUCUGGUUUCUGGUAUGUGAUUAAUUUUCUUAUUUGUGAUUUAUGAUGAUUUUUUUAUUAUUUUAUAUCUUUCCUCUGUUGAUGAUACAGCAGCUUAAGGGUGUUGUAGAAAUUUCAGAGCCUUACAUCUCCAUGCCAGCUUCAAUUUGUUAUGUGCUAUGAAAACUUAGAAUGAUUCUGUCCCCAGUGGAUGUUAUAGGGUUGGGCGAUAUGACGAUAUUAGCCUGUUUGCUGCCAGAGACUUUUGUCAUACACCAACAUACCCAUCCCUUUUAAUCUGUUUACCAUCUCUGGGUGUAUUGGACAAUUGUGGGUAAUGCUGUAAAUCAAUUAGCUUUAUGGCAUUAUUGUGGUGCAGUACCCAGAUUUAUCAGUUUAGAUCUAGAAAAAUUAUAUAAUUUGAGCUUCACUGUUCAUUAAUGGCCCUUGAAAGCUCUAGAACAAGCAAGUAAAUGGACCUUGAGUUGAAACUGUUUAAUCAGCUGCUGUUUCGGACGUCAAAAAUGAACCGUCAAGCUCAAAAUGUAAUGGAAUAUUUGGACAUUUUAGAGAAACCACUGUUUUCUUGCCAAGAGUUGAAUGAGAAGAUUGAUACUGCUCUCGUGUUUGUUAGAUAAUGUGAGCACAGCCAAGAGACAGUUAGCUUAGCUUAGCAUAAAGACUUGAACUAUGCAGAAACUGCUACACUGCCUUUGUCCAAAGGUAAUAAAACCCAUUUACCAGUACCUCUAAAGUAAACUAAUUAUAAGUAUAAAAACUUAAUUUUGUAGAUUAUGUGCUAGAGUAGUUUUUGGCUGAGAGUAGUGACUUCCUGGAGUCUCAACAAAUAAACUCCUGUAUCAUUGUAAUGUUCUUACACUUUGCCUUUUGUUCGAUUAAACAAAUGGGAUCAAAUAUAAUGUGUGAGCAUUAGAAGUGCUUGUAGGCGGACUUUUAUUGCCUUUGGACAAAGCCACUCUAGCUGUGUCCUUUUAGAUCCAGUCUUUAUGCUACGUCUUAAAAUAAGCGUACUUCUCAAAAUGUUGAGAUAUUCCUUUAUGUCAACAUGAAUAAGAAGGUUCUCAGACUAAAGGAGAUAAGUUUAUCUCCCGUCAUAUGAGAUUGUUCAUUUUAUCUCUCUAUUCUUUGAUUGAUUUUCCAAUAUAUUUACUAUCUACACAACGUACAUAGCCUAUCACAAAAUAAAUAAAUGACAUACACUGUGGUAACAGAUUUUAUUGGUAUCGCCCACCCCUAAAUAUAAAUGUGUACAAAGAAAAAUCUAUUCUAAUAUUUGUGCAGCUUUUGGUGCAAUAUAGUGCUACUGGGAAAACUUUAAAAAUCAAUAGUCCACAAUCACUUCAUGAAGAUACUUAUGUAUAUUUUACUUUAAUUUGUAAUAAACAACAAAUAUGAA